This is a messenger RNA of Lycium barbarum (goji berry), 1529 nucleotides long. RefSeq names its product F-box protein SKIP31-like. The coding region runs from base 158 to 1411 and encodes 417 amino acids. The record is from RefSeq and is a predicted model, not a curated record. The transcript is spliced from 9 exons. Gene Ontology annotation, molecular function: protein binding. NCBI's taxonomy places the organism in Eukaryota, Viridiplantae, Streptophyta, Magnoliopsida, Solanales, Solanaceae.
UCCAAAUCUUUUUCUUUUUCCAUCCAUGAGAUCUCGAUUCAAUCUACGGCGUAAAUCAGCCGGCGUUCAUUUUCCGGCCACCGGCGUUCAUUUUUCGGGUCAAAUAAACAUUAUUGAUAUCUGUAUAUGGAAUUAGGUUAAAUUAAAAGGUUAAACCAUGGCAAUCUUCGAUGAUGAAGAUGAACCACUUGCUGAAUUCCUCGAAUCGGAGAUCUUCUCUCUCUCCGAUCAGGAUGAAGAGAUGGUAGAGGAUAUCUUGGACGAAGGUGAUGUGAAGAGGAAAGGUAAGCACUUCAAAGAUGAGGAUGGUAAUGAUGGAUUUGAAGGAGAGGAGGAGCGAGUAACAAAGAAAAUGAGAGUUCUGGAGGACGAGGAUGAGGAUGAGAUUGAGGGAGAGGAGAAGCGGGAGCAAGAUGAGGAGGAGGAGGAGGAAGAAAAGAGGGAAGCAAAGGUGAUGAAAAUUGAAGAGGAGGAGGAAGACGAGGAGGAAAAGGUGAAGGCAUUAUUAUCAUCUCCAUCUUUGUCAGCACCACUCAAAGUCGAAGCUGAAGCUGAAUGUGCAUCUUCACCUCCAAGGAUGAGUCAAAGUGUCAUGGAUAAUCAUAACAGUGUUGCCAGUACAAGCAACAACAAGGGGCAGGUCCCAAGUAGGAUAGAGACUGGGAUUCUCAGUAAAGUACCUCCAGAGUUGCUCCGUCACAUCCUCAAGUUCCUUUCACCAGAGGAUCUUGUGGCAUGUACAAUGGUCUGCAAGUUUUUAAAUUUUGCUGCUUCUGAUGAAUCCUUGUGGCGCUGGCUGUACCACAUGCGAUGGGGUCUGUUGCUCCCAACAAGAAAGCCACGGGAUUGUGCUUGGAAGAAGCUUUACAUCCAGCGUGAUGCAGAUGAUAUGAUGGAGUUUGUCAGGAAUACUCCUACAGAAUUUAAGGAGUAUUACAUACAAAUGCAGGCAGCAAAAAGAAGCCAAGCUCCUCCUCCGUCUCAGGUAAGUGAUGACCGAAUAAUUCUCGAUAAGACAAUUGCUGAUCAAGUUUCUAUUUGGAAGAAAAACAAAGGUCUGGGUGAUAAAGUGGUGAUUGAUCAUGUGUGCUCUGGGGAUACGUGCACUUACUAUCAAAUAGGAGAUGUAUAUGUUUGUGAGAAAACUGGACAUGUCCAUGUUUGUGAUGACACGUGUAGGGAAGUUGUACCUGAUCCUAUAAAUGGUGUUCUGGUGUGUACCACUUCAGGCCGCUGUUUUGAUACGAUGUUGUCACCUUCCGAAACGGAACUAGAUGGGGAGCAGCAACAAGUUGGCACUACAGAUGAAGCAGAGCCAUUCAUGGGAUCGGGUCGUUUUGCUCGAGCUUAUUUAUUGGGAUAUAACUGUGAUGACGAGAAAGAGCUAGAAGAUGCUUUGCGCUUUUGCUGAUGUGUAUAGUUAAAACUUUUGGCUUCCAAUGAUGACACUCUAGCAAGUCUUGUUUCAAUCUUGUACUGUAGCUGUAGAUCACUAUAUUAAGUAUUACAAAGCUUGUUUUUUCACUUAA